CUGGCCUGGUUCUGGUCGCGGAGGUGUGGGCAGGUGGCUGCAGACGCUCUCUGACUGCGGGCUGCAGGCUGUCCGGCCGGAUCCCGGCAGCAGCAGCAGCGGCAGCAGCAGCUCCGCCGCUCGGAGCGACCAAGAUGUCCGUCUCCGGAAUGAAAAAGCAGCUCCACAAAGCCAGCCAGCUCCUGAACGAGCGUCUGAUGGGAGCUGAAGGAACCAAGCUGGACGAAGAUUUCCUAAAGAUGGAGAAGGCUGUCACGAUGAUCAGGGUUCUGCUGGCAGAGCUGCUAUCCAGAACCACAGAGUUCCUCCAGCCAAACCCAGCCUAUAGAGCUAAACUGAGCAUGCUGAGCACCGUGUCCAGGAUCCGAGGACAGGUGAGGACGAUGGGAUACCCGCAGACAGAAGGAAUGCUGGGGGAGUGCAUGUCGUUCUACGGCCAGCAACUCGGAGCUGCUUCUGAAUUUGGCGGUGCCCUGAUGGCCGUGGGUGGAGCUCUGGAGCAGGUCGCUCAGGCCAAGGAUGCUCUGGAUGUCAGCAUCAAACAGACGUUCAUCGACCCUCUGCAGGAGCUCCAACAUUCGGAGAUGAAGGAGAUCAAGUACCAGCUGAGGAAGGUGAAUGGCCGCCGGCUGGAUUUUGAUUACAAGAAGAGACGAAGAGGAAAAGUGGCUGAAGAGGAGCUCCGGCUGGCGUGGGACAAGUUCAUCACGUCCAAAGAGUUGGCAGAGAGGAGCAUGUUUGUCCUGCUGCAGAGUGACGUGGAUCGGCUCGGCAAGCUGGCGGCUCUGGUCGCCGCGCUGCUCCACUUCCACCACGACGCCCAGCGCAUCCUGCUGGGUCUCCAAGGCGACCUGCAGGCCAGGUUGACCGCUGCCAGUAACAAACCGGCGCGGCGGUUCAGAUCCAAAAAGAUCCAAGUGCGAGACGACCACAGCGGUACCGACGGGUUUUACCACCGGCUGUCAGCUGCUGCUCCUCGGCCCUCAGGAGAAUCGUUCCCGGUGGUACCGUCCAGACCCAGCAGCCCCAUCUCAAGUUACGCCGACUGUAAGCUGGUCCUGAAUCAGCCCUGCUGCCGUGCGAUGUACUCCUUCACGCCGAGGCACGAGGGCGAGCUGGACUUCAGCGAGGGAGACGUCAUCAUCCUCACGGGUCGGGCUGACGCCAGCUGGUACCAGGGCACGCUCGGGGACCGGUCCGGGCUUCUUCCGGUCAGCUACGUGGACGUGCUGGUGCCUCUGCCCUUACCAUGACCGCGUCUCAUCAGACUCCCACGUUAGAUCCCACUUCUGAUAAAUAUGCAAGAUUCUAAGCUUCGUUUUGCACUUUUCCGUAAAUGAAUCAGUCAGUUCUGAAGAGAGACAGGGUCAAAGUCUCUACAGCUACGGGUGCCUUCAGGAAAAUCCUCCUUAUUCUCUUUUUGUUCUUUUG
This is a messenger RNA of Fundulus heteroclitus (mummichog), 1431 nucleotides long. It is a transcript of the gene sh3gl3b, whose product is annotated as SH3-domain GRB2-like 3b. The transcript is spliced from 10 exons. The record is from RefSeq and is a predicted model, not a curated record. Gene Ontology annotation, molecular function: protein binding. Gene Ontology annotation, cellular component: presynapse; glutamatergic synapse; cytoplasm. The coding region runs from base 135 to 1253 and encodes 372 amino acids. NCBI's taxonomy places the organism in Eukaryota, Metazoa, Chordata, Actinopteri, Cyprinodontiformes, Fundulidae. Gene Ontology annotation, biological process: synaptic vesicle uncoating.